GGGAAUUCGGGGUAUGUUGCACAAUGGAAACUAGGGCGUACGAAGCUCGACCCCGCAAAGUCGCAAUUUUUCUCGCCCGAUCCUCAUUCCUCGUUUUUUGCACAUACGUCACGUGUAACGGAACGCAUGCGUAACGGACGGAUCGUUGCAACGAGUGCCAUCGUCGACGCGUGUGUAUCUCAAAAUUGGCUGAAAUUCGCCGGCUCUGUGUGCGUCGAGCAAACGAGUCUCAUUUGUUCGCCGCGACGUCGUGAAUUUUCAAUGGUAACGUCAGUCAGACGUGCGUGGCAUGCGGCAUGCAGGCGCGGUCUGUAUGACGUCGACCGGUAGACCGUAGAUCGCUUCCGAUCUCGAAAAUCUGCUUCCCGACAAGCAAGGAUGCUGUGGGUUGUGUCGCACUUACGCUCGUUACCGAUUCACGAUGGUUUAGGCCAAAGCUGUAUGGCAACAGCAUUUCAAAGGUAAAAAGAUGUCCAGGAAGCGUCCCAGAGAAGAAACUAUGAUAGCUACUGCAACCCACCAAGAUAGUAUCAAUGGAGAAAGUCCAUCUUGUUCAAGGGAAGAUUCUCCAGUACAUGCUUCUAUUUGUAAAGAAGCUCCUUUCAGCGAUGAUAUAGAGGCGAUCAUAGAGAGAAAUUCAUGUGAUUACAACAUACAUAUUACUUUAAAGCAAGCGAGGAGUGGUAAAGUUCCUAGAAGAGUAAGAGUCUAUGCUGAUGGUAUUUAUGAUCUUUUCCAUCAAGGACAUGCGCGACAACUUUUACAGGCUAAAAAUAUUUUCCCAAACGUUUAUCUCAUUGUUGGAGUGUGUAAUGAUGAACUUACUCAUAGUAAAAAAGGAAGAACUGUAAUGACAGAUUUAGAAAGGUAUGAUGCUGUUAGGCAUUGUAGAUACGUAGAUGAAGUCGUGCGAGAUGCACCUUGGGAACUUGAUGAUCAAUUUCUUGAGAAACAUAAGAUCGAUUUUGUUGCUCAUGAUGACAUACCCUACAUGACAGAUGAUGGCUCAGACGUCUAUGCGAAGUUAAAAGCUAAAGGUAUGUUUGUAGCUACACAAAGAACGGAAGGAGUGUCUACAUCAGAUAUAGUUGCGAGAAUAGUUAAAGAUUAUGACAUAUAUGUCAGGAGAAAUCUUGCACGUGGUUAUAGUGCAAAGGAACUUAACGUUUCUUUUCUGAACGAGAAAAAAUUCCGUUUACAAAACAAGUUUGAUGACCUAAAAGAUAAAGGAAAACGAGUGAUGGAAAACAUUGGUGAAAAGCGAAUGGAUAUGAUCAGUAAAUGGGAAGAGAAAUCUCGUGACUUCAUCGAUGCUUUUCUUCUGCUCUUUGGAAGAGAAGGCAGAUUGUCAACAAUUUGGAACGAGAGUAAAGGACGUUUGAUGCAAGCAUUAUCUCCACCAGCAAGUCCAAAAAGAGAUGGCAGUCCAAAUAGUAGUAAUAGUAGCAACAAUGAUGAAGAUCAGACAAGUCCACCACCAAAAAAGACAGGACGCUAUGAAUUUUCGCGCAAUAAUCAUUAUCUAAGUGAUGAUUAUAGCGACGAUGAAGAGGAAAACUUACACUCUAAAUGAUAGCCCACUAUAUUAAAGAGACAUGCUCUGACCAAAAGUAUCGUGCAAUUUUCAUUUACUAUUUUGAGGUCUAGAUGUAUUUUCAUACAGCUACAUGAUCUGGUGGUGCAGAGUGUAACUCUAUGCUUAAUAGAUUUUGUAUAGUAUGAACAAAUACUAUACAUUAAACGAAAUUGUCCGUUGUGAUGCGAGUGUUUAGUUCAGUCGCCAGUUUUAUUAUUCAGAUUACGAUAUACACUUAAUUUCGAUAUAGUUUCGAUAAUUCUUCUCUCGUUGCAGUUUAGAACGCAACCAAUAGUUUGAUAAGAACUUGACUUCUCGAGAUUAGCAGUAGUAACAGUAUUUAUUUACUUCAGCUUUUCGCCAAGACUGCGACAUUUGGUUUACAUUUGGUUCUGAUACCUUAGACUCAUACCUUAGACCUCAUACCUUAGACUUCGAAAUUAAGAAAAUAAAAAAAUUUUUUUAUUGGAUUAUCAUCCGAUGCGUCUCUACUUGCAACGUGAAAAUAAAUAUGUCCAAAUUAUAUUGCAAUCCAAUAUGAUGACAUGGAUGGUAGACUAUUUAAAAGGAAUACGAAGUUCGGUGUUGUAUUAUUGUUAUGUUUUGAAAUAUCCUUAAAUUACUUUGUUCCUAUAUUCUAUGAAAUAUAAAAGAAUUAUUUAUUUUAAAUUUGAUACUUUACUAUGAAUAUCGUGAUUUUUGUUCAACAUCUAUUUUUUGUAAAAUAAGCACAAAAGGCUUAUUAAAGUAGUAUUCGUAUUCAUUGUAAAAUAUCAGAACGGGCAUAGAUGUCAGAUUAUAUUUUAUGAUGAAUUUUUUUACUAAGAAUUUUAUAAAAUUGAUCUUGUUCGCAUAAGCAACUUUGUUUAAUCUUUGCAAGUGCAAAUUAAUUUAAUUUUAAGCAAAAAUUUAUAAUUUUUUUUUAUUCCAAGUACAGAAAAUCUAUAAAAUUUACGAAGUAAAUACCUUUAGCUUCAUAGAAAUAUAAAAUUGUGUCGUAUUCCGUAUUAAGUACAAUGCAGAUUAAAAAAAAAAUGAACAUUUAGAAAGUCAGACGCUUAUAUAGAAUCUGUUUUAGCAUAUAUUAGACAUUUAAUAAAAGUUUAACAAAUCACGCUUACAAAUGUAUUAUUUGUUAAACAUAAGUUUCUGUUAUGUGAUAAUUUAUUGAUAUAACAUUAAAUUACCAAUCGCAUUGUAGAAGUAAUUAAUGAAAGAGCUUAAUGUGUAUGAUGAUUCUCGAGGAAACAUCGAAGAUGUAAUAAUAACAGAUAUCGCUAAUUACAACACUAAAAUGUACUCCACAUUUAUGGAGUAUAAUUUUAGUUUUGACGCAUAUUAGCGAAAUAAAAUCAAGCGUGAGCUAAGACGGAUAAAUAUCAAACUUCGGUGCGAAAGAGACACAUAUUUAACCACAGCAAGUUUCUCGUGAUAUGCCGAUGCUGCCUCAGUUUGAUAUAGCGUGCAUUUGAUAUUUAUCGUUGAUCCAAAAAUCCUAAUCUCUAAAGUAUUUUAUGACCGACAUAAAUAUAAAUGCUUUUUCUUCAAAAGAAUGUUACAGAUAAUACACAUUUUAUAGCCAUAUAUGUUCUUACACUUUUUAGAUACAUAAAUUGUUACAUUGCAGAUUGCUUAGUACGCAGAAUUAAUUUUGUAGCGUUUGAAAUUGCAUUUUGAUACUAUAUUUAAUAUUACAAUAGAUCUGUUAUCACGAUUGUAACUUAAUUAGACAUAUUUAUAGAGUUUCUUUAGGGAUCAAACGAAUGUUUUUCUGUAAAAUAUUUAUUUGCACGACAAAUACCGUGCAAUAAGUGAGAAAACUAUAUAUAUCAUUAAUUACAUGUUAUUAUGUAAGUUAUUUAUAUGACUUAAUCGAACGUUCGUAUUUCCCUACAAUGAAAAUGGACACAUGUUUUUGCAAGAUUUGUUCUUCAAGAUUAUUGUAUUAUGAUUUAAUUCUGUAUUUAUAUAUAUAUAUAUACAAUGUGUAUGAUUUACCAUAUUUAUUCUCCAAAUGGCAAUAAA
Harpegnathos saltator (Jerdon's jumping ant) is the source of this 3601-nucleotide messenger RNA. Its product is annotated as choline-phosphate cytidylyltransferase A. The record is from RefSeq and is a predicted model, not a curated record. Lineage: Eukaryota; Metazoa; Arthropoda; Insecta; Hymenoptera; Formicidae. Gene Ontology annotation, molecular function: phosphatidylcholine binding; choline-phosphate cytidylyltransferase activity. The coding region runs from base 470 to 1573 and encodes 367 amino acids. Gene Ontology annotation, biological process: CDP-choline pathway. The transcript has 9 exons.